CAGGAAUUGCAGUAGCGACGAACUUUUUUGAGGUAGGAACCUUUCUCAAUAUCAAAACCUAGAAGACGUCUUCCCAAUCUUCUUCCCUCAAUGUCAUCAAACCAGUUGCCAUUUCCUCUACCUCAAAUUUUCUACCUCCAUUUGAACCAGAAGCAUGGCACAACACCACGAAGCACUCAAUCCGAUACAUCCUUCAGUCCUCUCCUCCCUUGAUCCAACAUUCGUCAAGUUCUACAACGAGCAUGUAGCGAAUAUCCCGAACAAGCCGAUCGACAUCAACCUCCUGCGAAGCAAAUACUCCGUCCUCUAUUCAUACGGCACAGCUCCAGCUCCAGAAGCUGCAAAGAUAUGGGAUACCAGAAUCCUGGGCUAUCAAGGAGCGGAGAUCUCAGUACAGAUGCACGAGCCAGCUAGUCCUGGACCUUGGCCGGUACAUGUUGAUUUCCACUGUGGAGGAUGGGGACUUGGAGACCUCAACACUGAAUCUCACAUCUGCAAGCACAUCGUAUCCCUCGCCAACGUAGCCGUCAUCGACGUAGCAUAUCGGCUUGUCCCCGAAAACCCCUUCCCGACCGGGAUCCUUGACUCCUUUGCCGCCCUACAAUACAUAACUUCGCCGUAUGGAGUUGAACAAUUCAACAUCAAUCCCACGAAGAUAUUAGUGGUUGUGGGAACACCGACUGUCGACGAUUUAAGCAAAUACGAAAAUGCACAAGGAAGCCCGUAUAAGAGUAUGCAGGAGAUGGAAUUCGCUCCCACGUUAAACUGGGCAAGUCUGAGUAAGGACCCUGAAGAGAGGAACAAGCAGACGGAAGACGUGAAAUGGUUUGCGGAUCUGAUGAUAGCGCAUAGUUUCAAGAAUCUGGGGAAGACGGUUAUUUAUACGGCUGGGUGUGAUCCUUUGAGGGAUGAGGGGGAGGCGUAUGGGAGGAGGCUGGUGGAGGCUGGGAACGAGGUUACGAUGAAGAGGUUCGAGGGCGUUCCGCACCAUUUUAUGCAUAUGGAUGCUGCUCUUCCACAAGGCAGGAAAUAUAUCGAGAUGCUAUCGGAAGAGAUCAGGAAUUCUCUAGUUGUCGAAGUCUAGCAGAAUACACAUCAUACUUGUUGAAAACCCCCAGCUUUAUAGAUAUACGAAUGCGGCGGGUCAUUCUAGGCGUUCACAACACCC
Hyaloscypha bicolor E is the source of this 1168-nucleotide messenger RNA. RefSeq names its product alpha/beta-hydrolase. The coding region runs from base 155 to 1084 and encodes 309 amino acids. The transcript is spliced from 5 exons. NCBI's taxonomy places the organism in Eukaryota, Fungi, Ascomycota, Leotiomycetes, Helotiales, Hyaloscyphaceae. The record is from RefSeq and is a predicted model, not a curated record. Gene Ontology annotation, molecular function: hydrolase activity.